UUCUGUGAAAUCCGCAGAGCUCAGAUCAACUCCGUUCGGUUCCGGGAAUGAGAGGGCUGUGCCAUUCCCUUCAUUGCCCCCUGCCUUGACGGAGUAACGGGGGGGGGGGGGGAGGCAAUACACACCAUGCUAGCUACCGAAGUGCAUGCAAACGUUUGUUUGAUUGUGACUAAAUUAAAGGACGCCAACAGUCCUGCCACCCGGCCUCGGCAGCGCCUUCCCGGGCUUGGAGGCGGAUGGGCAGAGGUGCCAAGCGAUCGCCAGGGGGUGGGCGGUCCCCUGGAAGACAGGUACGGAGAGGUGGUGGCGUGUAAGUGUGCGCAGGGUCUGGACAGGUGUGUGUGCGCGCGCGACCGCGGUCGUCCGGGGUCAGCGCGAUGGGUGAGGGAGGGAAAGGAUGGGGUCUUGUGCAUUGGCUCGCGUGCUCGCUUUGAACCUGCUGCUCAUAGAUCCUUGGGGGCUCCUUGCUUUUCCCUCCCUCUCGGUUUUGCUGCUUUCUUUCUUUGCUCACCCCCACUUCCAUUCCCCCCACCACCACCCAGAGAAGCUCCUUUAGACAAGCUGUCUUUUCAGGAUGCCUCACUUAAUAUAGAGAUACCCAGCCGGGAAGUGCCGAAGAAGGGAACGGCUGUGGGAGUGGGCUAGACAGCCUUUAAUUAUAACUGGGGAGGGGGCGGGGAGAGUGUGACUGCCCGCGGACCUGGGCCUGGGGGUGGCCUGACAUUCUUGGCGGUUGUUUUUGUGGUGAAUCCUUUUGUGUGGUAUUGGUAUGACUGGAGCUGGUAGAGAAGGUUUGGGCAGAACUUUGUUAAGAGAAUGAUUUUGAGAUCUUGGACAAAUGGAUCUACUCCCAGAGCCUGGGGUGUCCUUCACAGGGCGCCGGGCUUUUAAUACAGAGAAGAUAAAAUCAUGGGUGGGAAAGGACUGGGUGGUUUAUAAAACACCCGAGUUGUGGUUGUGCUCCCAAAUCUGAGGCUUCUGGAGGGAGGGCACCCACCUUAGCCUGUUAGCUGCGGAGUUGUGGGGCCUCUGAGGUGACUUAGAGAACAGAGACUUCUUAGGAUAAAGACUGCUGCUGUCUGGACAUUUGCUUUGUUGGGGGAGACAGAGGCUUAGGGUGAAAAGCCUAAGGCCAGGCUGACAGGGACCUAAGGGAAGCAAAAGUUUGUUUGCUUCGGUCCCGAUCUGGAAUGAGUCAUUGGCACUUGUCAUGGUGAAAUGGCAAAUCUGGACUUCCUGUGGUUCCAAAAAAUCUGUGACUAGAAAUCCACAAGUGAGCUGGUGGUUGAAACUCAGCCUGGGUAUUCCAAAAGUGUUUGAGGGUCUCACUCAUGAGUAAAGAGGAGACAGCUUAUAAAUUUCAUGUGUCUUCAGCAUGCUUUUGCAAAAUGAGGCAGUCAUUUGAUUUAAUUAAACCUUUUUUUUUUUAAACCCACCUUGAGUGGGAAAGAAGAGCCAGGUUCUUCUGUCUUUUUCUUUUCUCUCUCUUCCCCGUUUCCUUCCCCAGUCCCCACACACUCACAUGCACACACUAAUCUUGAAGCUGAUGAGAUUGAGUGACUGGCACUUGGGACCACAGAGAAAUGUCAGUGUUUGGUUACAGACCCAAGGAAACCUCUCAUUUUAGAGUGCUCAUUUGUUUUUAAGCAAAAUUUUGGACUGUGAAGCAAGGCACUGGGUGAAGACAAAAUGGCCUCACCGGCUGACAGUUGUAUUCAGUUCACCCGCCAUGCAAGUGACGUUCUUCUCAACCUCAAUCGCCUCCGGAGCCGUGACAUCUUGACUGAUGUUGUGAUUGUGGUGAGCCGCGAGCAGUUCCGAGCCCAUAAAACAGUCCUCAUGGCCUGCAGUGGCCUCUUCUACAGCAUCUUCACUGACCAGUUGAAGUGCAACCUUAGUGUGAUCAACCUGGAUCCUGAGAUCAACCCUGAGGGGUUCUGUGUCCUCUUGGACUUCAUGUACACAUCUCGGCUCAACUUGCGGGAAGGCAACAUCAUGGCUGUGAUGGCUACAGCUAUGUACUUGCAGAUGGAGCAUGUCGUGGACACAUGCAGGAAGUUCAUCAAGGCCAGUGAAGCAGAGAUGGUCCCUGCCCUCAAGCCUCCUCGGGAAGAGUUUCUAAACAGCCGGAUGCUGAUGCCCCAUGACAUCAUGACUUAUCGAGGCCGUGAUGUGGUGGAGAACAACCUGCCACUAAGAAACACCCCUGGCUGUGAAAACAGAGCCUUUGCCCCCAGCCUGUAUGGUGGCCUGUCCACACCACCAGCCUCUUACCCCAUGUACAGCCACCUCCCGGUCAGCAGUUUCCUCUUCUCUGAUGAAGACCUAAGAGAUGCCCGAAUGCCUGUGGCCAACCCCUUCCCCAAGGAGCGGGCCCUCUCCUGCGACAGUGCCAGGCCGAUGCCCAGUGAAUAUAGCCGGCCAGCCAUGGAGGUGUCCCCGCCCAGCAUGUGCCACAGCAGCAUCUACUCACCCAAAGAGGCAGUUCUGGAAGAAGCCAGGAGUGACAUGCACUACAGCAUCGUGCCUGAAGGUCCCAAGCCUGCUGCCCCCUUGGUCCGGAAUGCCCCAUACUUCCCCUGUGACAAGGCUAACAAAGAAGAAGAGAGGCCCUCUUCAGAGGAUGAGAUUGCCCUGCAUUUCGAGCCCCCUAAUGCACCCUUGAACCGGAAGGGUCUGGUUAGUCCCCAGAGUCCCCAGAAAUCUGACUGUCAGCCCAACUCACCCACAGAGUCCUGUAGCAGCAAAAACGCCUGUAUCCUCCAGGCCUCUGGCUCCCCUCCAGCCAAGAGCCCCACUGACCCCAAAGCCUGUAACUGGAAGAAGUACAAGUUCAUCGUGCUCAACAGCCUCCACCAGAAUGCCAAGCCGGAGGGGUCUGAGCAAGCUGAGCUGGGCCGCCUUUCCCCUCGAGCCUACCCCGCCCCACCGGCCUGCCAGCCACCCAUGGAGCCCGAGAACCUUGAUCUCCAGUCCCCAACCAAGCUCAGUGCCAGUGGGGAGGACUCCACCAUCCCCCAAGCCAGCCGGCUCAAUAACAUUGUUAACAGGUCUCUGACAGGCUCCCCCCGCAGCAGCAGCGGAAGCCACUCGCCACUCUACAUGCACCCCCCCAAGUGUACCUCCUGUGACUCUCAGUCCCCGCAGCACACGGAGAUGUGCCUGCACACCGCCGGCCCCACGUUCUCUGAGGAGCUGGGCGAGACCCAGUCUGAGUACUCGGAUUCUAGCUGUGAGAAUGGGGCCUUCUUCUGCAACGAAUGUGACUGCCGCUUCUCUGAGGAGGCUUCGCUGAAGAGGCACACUCUGCAGACCCACAGUGACAAACCCUACAAGUGUGACCGCUGCCAGGCCUCCUUCCGCUAUAAGGGCAACCUCGCCAGCCACAAGACCGUCCAUACAGGUGAGAAACCCUAUCGCUGUAACAUCUGCGGGGCCCAGUUCAACCGGCCGGCCAACCUGAAGACCCACACUCGAAUCCACUCUGGAGAGAAGCCCUACAAAUGCGAAACGUGCGGGGCUAGAUUUGUGCAGGUGGCCCACCUCCGAGCCCAUGUGCUCAUCCACACUGGAGAGAAGCCCUAUCCCUGUGAAAUCUGUGGCACUCGCUUCCGGCACCUUCAGACCUUGAAGAGCCACCUGCGCAUCCACACAGGAGAGAAACCUUACCAUUGCGAGAAGUGUAACCUGCAUUUUCGUCACAAAAGCCAGCUGCGACUUCACUUGCGCCAGAAGCAUGGUGCCAUCACCAACACCAAGGUGCAAUACCGCGUGUCCGCCACUGACCUGCCUCCGGAGCUCCCCAAAGCCUGCUGAAGCAUGGAGUGUUGAUGCUUUCCUCUCCAGCCCCUUCCCAGAAUCUACCCAAAGGAUACUGUAACUCUUUACAAAGUCCAUCCCAUGACGUAGUGCCUCUCUCAUCACUAGUGCAAAUCAUAGUUGGGCUGGGGGUGGGGGGCUGGGGCCUGGGGGAAGGGGAGCCACGGCAGCUCCCCUCCCCCCACUGCCAUAAAACAUUAAGAAAAUAAUAUUGCUUCUUCUCCUGUGUGUAAGGCCAACCAUGUCAGCAAAAAACAAAAUCAUUUUAUGUAUCAAAGUAGAGGAGAAUGCAAAAGUUCUGACUUGACUUAGGCUGCAAAAUGAGGAAUGUAUAUGUUUUGUGGGAACAGAUGUUUCUUUUGUAUGUAAAUGUGCAUUCUUUUCAAAGAAGACUUCGGUAUGUUAUCAUAGAGAGGGCUUUAAUUUUUUAACCAAAGGUGAAGGAAUAUAUGGCAGAGUUGUAAAUAUAUAAAUAUAUAUAUAUAUAAUAUAAAUAUAUAUGAACCUAAAAAGAUAUAUUAAAAAUAUAAAACUGCGUUAAAGGCUCGAUUUUGUAUCUGCAGGCAGACACGGAUCUGAGAAUCUUUAUUGAGAAAGAGCACUUAAGAGAAUAUUUUAAGUAUUGCAUCUGUAUAAGUAAGAAAAUAUUUUGUCUAAAAUGCCUCAGUGUAUUUGUAUUUUUUUGCAAGUGAAGGUUUACAAUUUACAAAGUGUGUAUUAAAAAACCACAAAAAGAACAAAAAAAAAAAGCUGCAGAAGGAGAAAUGUAUAAUUUUGUUCUAGUUUUCAGUUUGUAUAUACCUGUACAACGUGUCCUCACGGUGCCUUUUUUCACGGAAGUUUUCGAUGAUGGACAGGUGUGCGCCAUCCCUUUUGGAAGUGUAGCCAGAUACAGGGACUUGAAGUUGUCACUAACUAAACUCUCUUUGGGAAGGUUUGUCUCAUCCCAUUCUGCGUCAUGCUUGUGUUAUAACUACUCCGGAGACAGGGUUUGGCUGUGUCUAAACUGCAUUACCGCGUUGUAAAAAUAUAGCUGUACAAAUAUAAGAAUAAAAUGUUGAAAAGUCA
Molecule: messenger RNA, 4887 nt
Organism: Jaculus jaculus (lesser Egyptian jerboa)
Lineage: Eukaryota; Metazoa; Chordata; Mammalia; Rodentia; Dipodidae
Gene: Bcl6
Product: BCL6 transcription repressor
Exons: 10
Coding region: 1690-3816 (708 amino acids)
Biological process (GO): regulation of cytokine production; negative regulation of transcription by RNA polymerase II; regulation of immune system process
Molecular function (GO): protein binding
Source: RefSeq, a predicted model, not a curated record